AUGUCAUCCGCACCACUAUUACAAAAGACUCCUGGAAACAAGAUUGCACUUCCAACUAGGGUUGAACCUAAGGUUUUCUUUGCUAAUGAGCGUACUUUUCUAUCAUGGUUAAACUUCACAGUUAUGCUAGGUGGGUUAGGUGUCGGUCUAUUGAAUUUUGGUGAUAAAGUCGGUAGGAUAAGUGCUAUUCUAUUCACCUUAGUUGCCAUGGGUACAAUGAUUUAUGCAUUGGUGACUUAUCAUUGGAGGGCCGCUGCUAUUAGACGUAGGGGCUCAGGUCCAUACGACGACAGAUUGGGCCCUACUUUGUUAUGUUUCUUUCUAUUGAUUGCAGUUGUUAUAAACUUCAUCUUGAGAUUGAAAUACUCUGAACAAUAG
Molecule: messenger RNA, 378 nt
Organism: Kazachstania africana CBS 2517
Lineage: Eukaryota; Fungi; Ascomycota; Saccharomycetes; Saccharomycetales; Saccharomycetaceae
Gene: VTC1
Product: Vtc1p
Exons: 1
Coding region: 1-378 (125 amino acids)
Cellular component (GO): vacuolar transporter chaperone complex; fungal-type vacuole membrane
Source: RefSeq, a predicted model, not a curated record